AUGGGAGCACAAGCUUAGCAAAGAGGUGGCAAUCAUACUUCAAGUUAGCCAUUUGCUGGUAAAAACGGUACUCAUCCAGAAAGAUAAGCUCCAAAUAUUAAUAAUACUACUGGUAGUCUUCCAUCUAGGAGAAAUGAAUCAUAAAACUCAACUGGAAGACCUGCUCCAAGAGACCUUGGUAUUUUUGACACUCUAUUUGGUAAGAAAAAGCCUGUUAACGACAAAAAAAAUAAUACAGGGGUUCUUCCAGCAAACAACACUCAUAAUGACACUAAUGGAACUAAAUUUCCACCUUGCAAUAAUGUCUCCACUACUAACUCUACUCCACUUCAUCCUGAAAAUCGCACGAAUAAUACUGAUAAGAAUGGCACUAAAUCACCAGGCCCAGGUGGAAAGCCAAGAAUGCUUCACUUGAGAAAUGAUACCAUAAAUGGUACUCAUAACCAUACCGAUCUUAACCUUACCAACUGCACUAACGCUACAAACGGAAAAAAUAAUGGAUCAAAGCCAGCAGGUGGAAAAGGCAAGGGAGGUAGAAAAUUAAAUGGACCAAAUCGUGAUUCAAAUGCUACAAAGUCUAGAGACAACUCAUCAUUAUCAAAUGAGACUCACAAUGACACUGAUGCAAGUAACUCAACCAAGGGUCCAAAAACAAGUAAACUUGAUAACUAAUUAGAUGAUGCAGCUGAUGAUGAAGGUAAUUUAGACGAAGAUGCCGGUUCUGACCCCAGUGAUCACAGAGCACCCCCACCUACAGAUUUCAGAGAUGAAGCUUCAAAAUAAGAUAAGCAAAGAUCAAACAGUCCUAAGACUAAAGAUCUUCUUAGACAACUAAGAGAAAGCAUUUCCCAACAGUGA
Messenger RNA from Stylonychia lemnae, 858 nucleotides. NCBI's taxonomy places the organism in Eukaryota, Ciliophora, Spirotrichea, Sporadotrichida, Oxytrichidae. The record is from the annotation of a GenBank genome assembly.